Molecule: messenger RNA, 738 nt
Organism: Ostreococcus tauri
Lineage: Eukaryota; Viridiplantae; Chlorophyta; Mamiellophyceae; Mamiellales; Bathycoccaceae
Product: Leucine rich repeat 4
Exons: 2
Coding region: 1-738 (245 amino acids)
Cellular component (GO): nucleus
Molecular function (GO): histone binding
Source: RefSeq, a predicted model, not a curated record
AUGGACGCGGCGAUCGAGCGAUGGUGCGCGGAGAUGGGAACGACGCCGGAGAAGGUUGUGACCAUGUACCUCGACGAAAAGUUCAAGUGCGCCGCGGUUGAGGGCGAACUCCUGAGUAAGUGCGUGAAUCUGAAGACGCUGAGCUGCGCGUCGUGCGGGUUGACGACGCUCAGUGGGUUCCCGGCGUUGCCGUCGCUGCAAGAUUUAAGCCUGAACGAUAAUCGAAUCUCGAGCGGUCUGGACGCGUUGGGCGGGUGCGAAAAGCUCGUGCAGUUAUCGCUGGCGAAUAAUAAGAUCGCGAGCGUGGACGACGUCAAGGUUUUGGGCGAUAAGCUCACGCUGACGGUUCUUGAGCUCGAGGCAAACCCGCUGACUGAAGACGAGACGUAUCACGAAAAGGUGAUGAAGCUCUGCCCGACGUUAAACCUGUUGGACGGCCGAGACGAGUUCGGGAACGAAGUCGACGAUGACGACGAAGACGACGAAGACGACGAAGACGAAGACGAAGACGACGAAGACGACGAAGACGACGAAGACGAAGACGAAGACGAAGACGUCCAAGAAAUGGGCCUCAAGGACCUCUACGGCGACGAACCGCUCGAGGACGAUGACGACGACGACGAGUUCGACGACGACGACGAGGACGACGACGACGAAGAUGAUUUGAUCGUAGAAGACGAAGACAGCGACGACCAGGAUGAUGACGACGAGGCACCGGCGAAGAAGGCGAAGAACUAA